AUGGGGAAGUUAUUACAAUUGGCAUUACAUCCGAUCGAGUUGAAAGCAGCUUUAAAACUGAAAUUUUGUAGAACACCGCUAUUUUCCAUUUAUGAUCAAUCCACUUCUCCGUAUCUCUUGCACUGUUUUGAGCUGUUAAACCUGACUUCCAGAUCCUUCGCGGCUGUGAUCAGGGAGCUGCAUCCAGAGUUGAGAAACUGUGUUACUCUCUUUUAUCUGAUUUUGAGGGCUUUGGACACCAUCGAAGACGACAUGUCCAUUGAACACGAUUUGAAAAUUGACUUGUUGCGUCAUUUCCACGAGAAAUUGUUGUUAACCAAAUGGAGUUUUGAUGGAAAUGCCCCAGAUGUAAAAGACAGAGCCGUUUUGACAGAUUUCGAAUCAAUUCUAAUUGAAUUCCACAAAUUGAAACCAGAAUACCAGGACGUCAUCAAAGAGAUCACCGAAAAAAUGGGUAAUGGUAUGGCCGACUACAUCUUGGACGAAAACUACAAUUUGAAUGGGUUGCAAACCGUCCAUGACUACGACGUCUACUGUCACUACGUGGCUGGUUUGGUCGGUGAUGGUUUGACCCGUUUGAUUGUCAUUGCCAGGUUUGCCAACGAGUCUUUGUAUUCCAACGGGCAAUUGUAUGAAAGCAUGGGUCUUUUCUUGCAAAAGACUAACAUCAUCAGAGACUACAAUGAAGAUUUGGUCGAUGGUAGAUCUUUCUGGCCCAAGGAAAUCUGGUCUCAAUACGCUCCUCAAUUGAAGGACUUCAUGAAACCUGAAAACGAGCAAUUGGGUUUAGACUGUAUAAACCAUCUCGUCUUAAAUGCAUUGGGUCAUGUUAUUGAUGUGUUGACCUAUUUAGCCAGUAUUCACGAACAAUCCACUUUCCAAUUUUGUGCCAUUCCACAAGUCAUGGCCAUUGCUACUUUGGCUCUGGUUUUCAACAACCGCGAAGUGCUACAUGGCAAUGUUAAGAUUCGUAAAGGUACCACUUGUUAUUUAAUUUUGAAAUCAAGGACUUUACGUGGCUGCGUCGAAAUUUUUGACUAUUAUUUACGUGACAUUAAAUCCAAAUUGGCCGUGCAAGAUCCAAAUUUCUUAAAAUUGAACAUUCAAAUCUCCAAGAUUGAGCAAUUUAUGGAAGAAAUGUAUCAAGAUAAAUUACCUCCUAACGUGAAACCGAAUGAAACUCCAAUUUUCUUGAAAGUCAAGGAAAGAUCCAGAUACGAUGAUGAAUUGGUCCCAACCCAACAGGAAGAAGAGUACAAGUUCAAUAUGGUUUUGUCUAUUAUCUUGUCCGUUCUUCUUGGGUUUUAUUAUAUAUACACUUUACACAGAGCGUAA
Molecule: messenger RNA, 1335 nt
Organism: Saccharomyces paradoxus
Lineage: Eukaryota; Fungi; Ascomycota; Saccharomycetes; Saccharomycetales; Saccharomycetaceae
Gene: ERG9
Product: bifunctional farnesyl-diphosphate farnesyltransferase/squalene synthase
Exons: 1
Coding region: 1-1335 (444 amino acids)
Biological process (GO): farnesyl diphosphate metabolic process; ergosterol biosynthetic process
Cellular component (GO): endoplasmic reticulum membrane
Molecular function (GO): squalene synthase [NAD(P)H] activity
Source: RefSeq, a predicted model, not a curated record